This is a messenger RNA of Carcharodon carcharias (great white shark), 793 nucleotides long. RefSeq names its product protein FAM133-like. NCBI's taxonomy places the organism in Eukaryota, Metazoa, Chordata, Chondrichthyes, Lamniformes, Lamnidae. Bases 258 to 500 code for a protein of 80 amino acids. The record is from RefSeq and is a predicted model, not a curated record. The transcript is spliced from 5 exons.
AAGAUCAUCCGGGUGCCAUCAGUCACCGAGAGAUGAGGUUGGAAUUGAAGGAACGUGAAACUUUGAGCAUCACACCCCUCUCCCAAAAGACGGUAUAAAGAGCGCCAACUGUAUAUUCACUUUUUAUUCUAUGCUUCCGGCUUGAGUCCACACCAUGGAUUUUGGGUUAGUAGUUUAAGAAAAACUAGGCGACUGUUGUCUUCACGUUUGCGAGAUUUCUGACUGGCUGAGAGACGUUGGGCAAAAAAAUCUUAAUUAUGGAUUUUGGCAAGUCCUGUGAGAAAAAGGAGAAGGACAAGUGCACUGAGAAGAAAGAAAAAAGCAAAGAGCAUAAAAAGAAGGGAGAUAAUAGUACAUCUUCAAGUUCCAGCAGCUCAUCCAGCUCCAGUUCUUCAGAGGGUGAGGGAAAAGGAAAGUGUGCUGGUGAAAAGGUGAAGAAGCAUAAGAAAAAGGAGAAAAAAUGCAAAGGAGAGAAAGGGAAGCAUAAACAUUGCAAAUAAUGGCAGCAAAACACUUGUAGAAGUGACAUUUGUGCACGUGUCUAAUGUCCUGGCCUUUCACUUUUUAAAGAUGAAGUUUCUUCCUUUACACGCUUGGUUUAUGGCCCUUCUUCCACUAUUAAUUGUUCAUAGGCAGCCAUUUAAUUUUGGGACAUGAUGUACUCAGAUUAUUAGUUUUUAGCUGUGUGCGCUAGUCCAAGUAACUUUUCAGCAUAGGUCUUUGUUAGUUUUCUAUUUCUCCAUCUCUGCUGUGAAAAUUCAUAUUGACCUUAUAAAGGACUGAGUUGUUUUUA